Molecule: messenger RNA, 1819 nt
Organism: Penaeus indicus
Lineage: Eukaryota; Metazoa; Arthropoda; Malacostraca; Decapoda; Penaeidae
Gene: Snr1
Product: SWI/SNF-related matrix-associated actin-dependent regulator of chromatin subfamily B member 1-like
Exons: 9
Coding region: 7-1131 (374 amino acids)
Biological process (GO): positive regulation of pseudohyphal growth by positive regulation of transcription from RNA polymerase II promoter; chromatin remodeling
Cellular component (GO): npBAF complex; nBAF complex; nucleus
Molecular function (GO): transcription coactivator activity
Source: RefSeq, a predicted model, not a curated record
UUCAAAAUGGCGAAGACUUACGGAGACAAGCCAGUUAGCUUCCAGCUUGAGGAAAAUGGCGAAUUUUGGUGUAUUGGGUCUGAGGUGGGCAACUACCUGCGGUUGUUCCGUGGGUCACUCUACAAGAAGUUCCCUGGCAUGUACAGGAGAUCCAUAACCAAUGAUGAGCGAAAGAAGUUGAUGGAAUUGGGUCUGACCCAGCACGUGUUGGCUUCCAACAUUUCACUGCUGAGGGCCUCUGAGGUGGAGGACAUUAUUGAAGGCAAUGAGGACAAAUACAAAGCCGUGUCAGUCAGGCAACAGCAAGACCCAGAGGCAGCUGCAGCAAGCAGAGCAGAGAGGCAGGUGAAGAAGCCUGCCGCCCCCUGGGUCCCUACUAUCUCCAACUCCUCCCACCUUGAUGCCGUCCCCCAGGCCACCCCCAUCAACAGGAACAGAAUCAUUUCCAAGAAGAUACGAACAUUCCCCAUGUGCUACGACGACCUUGACCCAGCGCAGAUCCACGAGAACUCCUGCCAGAAGGAGGAGCUAGUUCCCAUCCGUCUUGACAUGGAGAUCGAGGGACAGAAACUCAGGGAUACUUUCACUUGGAACAGAAAUGAAAUGCUCAUUAGUCCCGAGCAAUUUGCGGAGCUCCUGUGCGACGAUCUGGACCUGAAUCCUCUCAUGUUCGUGCCGGCCAUCUCGACUGCCAUCAAACAGCAGGUCGACCAGUAUCCUUCGCAGACCAUCAUAUCCGAACACUCUGAUACACGUAUUGUCAUUAAGCUAAACAUCCACGUGGGCAACAUCUCGCUCAACGACCAAUUCGAGUGGGACAUGGCCGAGCCAGAAAACUCCCCCGAAGAGUUUGCGACGCGCCUCUGCUCUGAGUUGGGUCUUGGGGGGGAGUUCGUGACCGCCAUUGCCUACUCCGUCCGCGGACAACUCUUUUGGCACCAGCGCACCUAUGCCUUCAGUGAGGCCCCAUUGCCAGUGGUGGAAGUCCCCUUCCGAUCCCAGAGCGAGGCUGAACAAUGGUCCCCAUUCCUCGAGACACUCACUGAUGCAGAGAUGGAGAAGAAGAUCAGGGACCAGGACAGAAACACCAGGAGAAUGCGACGAUUGGCAAACACAACCCCAGUGUGGUAGUUCUUUUCUUUGUGAAUUACUGGUAUUUUAGAGAAAAAAAAGUAUGUAUUUCUUUGUGUAAGAAUUAAUUAAAGACAAGAAAUAAACAGUCCCCAAGAAGUGUAUGGCGAUGGACAGUAGUGAUAUCGACUCCACCAAGAGGGAUUUGCAGGAUAGGGUGACGCUGGAGAUGUCCGCUUGCAUACUAGCGUGCACAAAAACAUAAGCUGGAGAUAUGACCAACUUCUGAUUUUUUUUUUACGUUGAUUAUUGAUUUUUUUUUUUUCUCUGUGUUUUUUUGAAAAAGUACAUUUUUCUUCAUUUGAUUAUUCUCAGGUAAUAAGUAUGAUACUGAGUAUAGGGAAAAGAAUAGAUAUAUGUAUACAAUAGUUAGAGAGUGAAAGAAAGAAAGAAAUUUGUAAUUUGAGCCAUUUUUAUUUAUUUUAGACAUAAACUAAAAAUCUUGAUUCAAGAAAUUAUUAAAAUUUCAUAUCUUCAGCUUUAUGAUGAUUUCAAAUAGCUUUUAUUUUGCAAAAGAAGAUGAAAUUUAAACAUCAAUGUAUAUUUUUAUUUUUCAUUAAAAAAUUUCAUUAUCAUCAGCUACCUGUAAUUUUCACAUAUUUAUCAUUUUGAAAACCUAUUUUCUCUUCCAUUUUGUGUGUAAGUGAACUAUAAAUGUAAGUUUUUUCAUUAAAAUCUUGAGAAAGAA